Molecule: messenger RNA, 717 nt
Organism: Lolium perenne
Lineage: Eukaryota; Viridiplantae; Streptophyta; Magnoliopsida; Poales; Poaceae
Product: ethylene-responsive transcription factor ERF003
Biological process (GO): regulation of DNA-templated transcription
Molecular function (GO): DNA-binding transcription factor activity; DNA binding
Source: RefSeq, a predicted model, not a curated record
UGAUCAAUGGCGACAAUCUCACAUGCUGAUAUGCUGUAUCUCGGGAAGGAUCGCCUCUAUCUAUCUAUGAUCUAUCCAGCCGUCCGUACUGGCUAGAAUCCAUCUCUUGCAGGCUGUGCCUUCCCCCUGGCCCCUGGCCGGAGCAGCGAUAUAUAAAGCGUAUGUGCAGGUGCGGCACCUGGGCAGACCAUCCAUCAGGUGAGACUUGAGAGUGAGGGGUAGGGUAGCUACCAGGAGGAGAGACGGACAUGCCGAAGCUUCAGAGGUACAGAGGCGUGAGGCAGAGGCACUGGGGCGCCUGGGUCUCCGAGAUCCGCCACCCGCUCAUGAAGGCGAGGGUCUGGCUGGGCACGUUCCAGACGGCGGAGGACGCGGCGCGGGCCUACGACGAGGCGGCGCGGCUCAUAAGCGGGCCGGGGGCGCGCACCAACUUCCCCAACAACGGCACCGGCGGCGGCAGCAUCUCCCCGAGCCUGCGCGCCAAGCUGGAGAAAUGCUUCAUGUCGACGUCACCGGCGCCGGCGGUGAAGGACGAGGCCAGCGGCGCGGGACGAGGUAACAACGAGCACGUCAAACCCAGCGGCGCCAACGGCUGGGCCGCCGACGAGGGCGACGAGGAUUGCAUCGAGGAGAUGAUCAGGGAGCUGACCCACUACGGCUCCGUGGAGAUCGUCCCCUCCUCCGCCUGCUCCAGCUCCAUGCUCUAGGUAGCUAGCC